AUGCGUUUGCCCGACAACAAUGCAGGAAAUACGAGCAGCUCCAAGGCCAUGAGCUCGAGUCCCGGCGGGAAUGCGAACAGCGCAGAGGCACGAGGACAGCUGCUCUCGCAUCCGAAGGCAGGCGCCACUUUUGUCCUCGCCUCAGUCCGCCGUCGGACGAAAGAAAGGACUGAAGAUGAGCAAAAUAAUGCCUAUAAAUUGAGGUUUGCAGUGAUUUUGACUCUUUCGACAGUCAAGUCGCUGCUGAGAGAGCAACAGUAG
Protopolystoma xenopodis is the source of this 261-nucleotide messenger RNA. Lineage: Eukaryota; Metazoa; Platyhelminthes; Monogenea; Polystomatidea; Polystomatidae. The record is from the annotation of a GenBank genome assembly.